Adineta ricciae is the source of this 669-nucleotide messenger RNA. The record is from the annotation of a GenBank genome assembly. NCBI's taxonomy places the organism in Eukaryota, Metazoa, Rotifera, Eurotatoria, Adinetida, Adinetidae.
AUGUCGAAUUUAUACACGAUUGCUAUUGCUCUUCUCUUGGCAGUCUUAUGUGUGAAUAGUGAACCAUUAAAUCUCGCAUACCGUGCUGCUGUACAACUUGAAUCGGGUGUUACAAUUAUAUCUAGCUCAUCACAGGGAAAGAAAGGCUUAACAUUUGUUAAAGAAGCUCAUUUGGUUGACUUCGGUAUUGAUCUUGUCGGAUGUCGAAACUGGUCUGAUCCAAACGGAAUGGAUUGCAAUGCUUAUUCAGGUGACACUCUUUGUACUGAACGGCGACCAGUUCUUUGCACAAAAGUUGAUAAUUCACCUCGCCCAGCCUAUAUUAUUCUCGGACAAGGUGCGGCCAUGCCUGCGUCUUUCUAUGCUGGCUGGAAUCGCGGUCAUAUUGCGACAACUGUUCCUGUUCAAGGUUCACAAUUUGCUAAUCGAGCUGCUGUUGAUGCUUAUUGUGCACAAUCAUUUGGUACUGGUUGGAACGUUGCACAAUUCCAUGAUGGUAUGUUCAUCUCAGGUAUGAAUGGAACAACAUAUUCAGGUGCUAGUUGGACGAACAACGCUAAGAAUCAACAGUCGGGUGGUUGGCACUAUUAUUCGUACGGCGAUGUCCGAAACGAUAUUCGAUUCUGGGUGCAUAUCAGGGAUCAACCAUCUACUUGUUGGGCACAGUAG